Messenger RNA from Dictyostelium purpureum, 972 nucleotides. RefSeq lists its product as uncharacterized. The transcript has 3 exons. Lineage: Eukaryota; Evosea; Eumycetozoa; Dictyosteliales; Dictyosteliaceae. The record is from RefSeq and is a predicted model, not a curated record. Bases 1 to 972 code for a protein of 323 amino acids.
AUGACCAGUAUAUUAGUUUUGGGUGUUGGAUACAUUGGAUUAAAUGUUUCAAAAAAAUUAAAAGCAAAUGGAUAUAAGGUAUAUGGUAUUAGUAUUUUGGAAAAAGAUAAGAUUAAAAUGAUAAGAAAUGAAAUAAUACCAAUUAUUGCAGAUAUUCACGAUUGUGAAACUUGGAUACCAAAGACAUGUGAAUUGCAAAUAGAUGUUGUUAUUGAAUGUAUUUCUUCAAAAGAUAAACAUUCACCAAGAAUUAUACAGGAAUCUUUAAUAAAACUUCAGCAAUUACUACCUAAAAUAAAAAUAAUCCAUACAAGUGGAAGUUUUUCAUUUGGAUCUAACGAUUUUGUAAUGGAUGAAAAAACAAGAAGAUACGAUCACAGUGAUUUUAAAUGGAUAGAGGAAAUAGAUAACAACUAUGUUGAUAUGGGAGCAAUUGUCAUUAUACCAUCUAUGAUUUAUGGUAAGAAUGGUUCAUAUACCCAUUUUUAUUAUCACUGUGUGGAAUUAUCAAAAGAAUAUAAUAAGAAAGAAGAUAAAAAGCAUGUGAUAAAAAUAUAUGGAAAUAAAAAUAAUGUAGGAUUUUAUUCAGGUUUUAUACACAUAAAUGAUCUAUCUGAUUUCUAUUUAUUAGUUGUUGAAAAAAGUUCACAAAUCAGAGGAGAAACGUUUAUUGCAAAUAGUUAUUCAAUUAAAGUUGAAGAUUUAAUAAGAGAAAUAGCAAAAUUUUCAAUUGAAGAUAUAAGUAAAAAAGAAAUUGAAAUAGAGUAUGUGGAUUUACCACAAAAUAAAAGCAGUUUUCUUUUAGCAAUGACUUUUAAUCAAAGAUUAUCUCAUUCGAAAGCCUCAACAAUUUUAGGGUUUCACCCAAAGCAACCGUCAUUAAUAGAUGCAUGUAAUAUAUACUAUUUAUCUUGGAAAUAUGGAAAUGCAACCACCAAAGAUUUUAUUUCUUCAAUUGUAUCUUUUAAAUAA